Leptosia nina is the source of this 1215-nucleotide messenger RNA. Lineage: Eukaryota; Metazoa; Arthropoda; Insecta; Lepidoptera; Pieridae. The record is from the annotation of a GenBank genome assembly.
AUGGCUACCGAAGAAAACGUGCUGAAACAGUUUUUAUCAAAAUACCAACAUCGUGACUAUACCACGAAAGAAGUCAUUGGUCUUAUACAAGUGUAUCGAAGUUUAACUUUUCGCUUGGAAGCUUUUGUAUUUAAUAAUGGAACACGGAAGGAUUUACUCAAUCUAGAAGGUACUAUCCCAGUGAAUUAUAAAGGCGCUUAUUACAAUAUACCUGUGUGUAUUUGGCUUAUGGAUACGCAUCCACAAAACGCUCCAUUGUGCUUUGUGAAACCUACUCCUGAUAUGUCAAUAAAAGUAUCAAAAUACGUAGAUAGCAACGGAAAAGUGUAUCUCCCUUAUUUACACGAAUGGAACGGCAAUAAUUCAAAAUUGCAGAAACUUGUUCAGAGGAUGAUUACCGCAUUUGGUGAGCUACCUCCUGUUUAUUCUAAACCACGGAAUGAAGUACGUCAACCAUAUCCAAUGGAAGCAUUCAUGCCCCAACCAUCGGGAUAUCCAUUCCCAGAUUCAAGGCUCCCUGGACAACCACCAUUUCCCCCUACUUUUCAUUCGUCCCCUUCUUUUCCUUUAGGUGGAAACUUGCCAUAUCCAAACUAUGGGACUCCAUAUCCCGGUCCUGCUAGUACUAAUGGUACACCAUAUCCUGCUAAUCCUACACCAUAUCCACCCUCUACUAGCUAUGGUCCAAGCCCAGAUGUUGCUGGUGGUACUAUUACAGAAGAGCACAUUAGGGCAUCACUCUUAUCAGCUGUUGAAGAUAAAUUGAGGAGGAGACUCAAAGAACAAUCCCAGCAAUCACAAGCUGAACUUGAAACAUUACGUCGUACACAACACGAGCUUCGAGAAGGAAAAACAAGGCUGGAGGAUAUUUUAGCUAGGCUGCAAAGAGAGAGGACAGACUUAGACAAAAAUGUAGCAAUAUUACAUGAAAAAGAGAAGGAAUUACAAUCAGCUGUUGAGCGACUAGGUGAACAAGAAGGUAUUGAUGUUGAUGAAGCUGUUGUCACUACAGCUCCAUUAUAUUCUCAACUCUUAAAUGCUUUCGCCGAGGAGGCCACACUAGAGGAUGCUAUUUAUUACAUGGGAGAAGCUUUACGCAAAGAGGUUAUUGAUUUAGAUACUUUUUUGAAACAGGUACGUACAUUAGCUCGCAGGCAAUUUACCCUAAGGGCAUUGAUGCACAAAUGCAGGCAAAAAGCACAAUUGGCCUGUUAA